AUGAAGACCGGACACAUCCUCUCCAUUCUGCCCCUCUUCGGAGUUGGCCAGACGCAAAACUCCACUUUUCCGAACCCCAUCGUCGGCGGAUUUAACCCGGAUCCCAGUUGCAUCUUCGUCCCUGAGUUCAAUGACACAUUCUUCUGUGCAACUUCGAGUUUUCUUGCAUUCCCAGGCCUCCCUAUCCACGCAAGUCGAGACUUAAUCCAUUGGAAACAUGUCUCCAACGCUUUCAGUCGGGCGGACCAACUCCCCGGGUUGGCUUUCCUUCCAAAAGCUACGAGUGGCAUUUACGCGCCAACUCUUCGUUUCCACGAUGGUACCUUCUACCUGCUGUCCACUCUCGUGAACCAACAACUACCGAGGACCAAUGAUAGCCGUUGGGACAACUUCAUUCUCACCACAACGGACCCUUACAGCUCAGAUUCAUGGUCUGAUCCCGUGCAUUUCAGCUUCCCCGGUUUCGAUCCCUCGCCCUUCUGGGACGAUGACGGCAAGACCUACGUCUCAGGUGCUCACACCGCGGCUUAUUACCCUGGCGUCAUGCAUGCACCCCUCGACCUCGAGACUGGCGAGAUCGGAGACAUCAUCAUGCCCUGGAACGGGACUGGUGGCUCUUCCCCAGAGGCGCCUCACAUCUGGAAGCGGGGCGGAUACUACUACCUCCUCCUGGCCGAGGGAGGCACUCGCGAGAAUCACAUGGUGACAAUGGCGCGAUCCCGAAGCCUAAGUGGUCCUUUCGAUCCCGCCCCUGGAAACCCGCUUCUCACUUCAGCAAACGACACCAGCUCUUACUUUCAGGCUGUUGGGCACGCAGAUCUCCUCCAGGAUGCACAGGGUCAAUGGUGGUCUGUUGCUCUAGCGGUUCGCGCCGGCGGUACGUAUGGCCAAGACCCGGGGCCAUACUUUGGAAACCUGCCAAUGGGCCGCGAGACAGUUUUGACCCCAGUCACCUGGGAGGAGGGCGAGUUUCCAGUCUUCACUCCUGUCACUGGAGACAUGUCUGGCUGGCCGCUCCCAUCUGAGGCCAUUCCAGAAGAGGGCGAGGGUCAGUUAAGCGACGCAGAUGAUACCAUCACUUUUCCUCCUGGUAGCAAGCUUCCCAUUCACUUCAUUCACUGGCGCCUUCCCAAGUCAAGGAAUUACGCCAUCUCACCCCCGGAUCACCAGAACACACUGGCACUCAAGUCAUCUGUCCUCAACUUGACCGCCUUUGACGCAGACUUCGCACUGGGCCGGGGACAGACCUUCGUCGGACGCCGCAUGGCACAUUCCCUAUUUCGCUUCCGCGUGGAUGUGGACUGGGCCAACUCCCUGACGGAGGAGGAGAUGGAGGUAGGAGCCUCGGCCAUUCAGGACCAGGCUCAACACUUCGACCUCGGCAUCGUGAUGCUCAAAUUCAACGGGAGCGGAGACCUUCGACCACACCUUCGGUUUCGAGGAAUCUCGGAGACACCAUAUCGUGCGGCGCAGAAUCCCCCAAACGAAGUGUUCCCAUUGCCUGAAGGAUGGGCUGGACAGAAGAUCUCGCUUCAGAUUGAGGCAGUGAACAGCACCCACUUUGCGUUCUCGGCCGGGCUCACUGGGGAAGGAGAGGAAUCGACGUUGGGAGUAUAUGGCUAUUGCAUGGGCACUGAAUUGGUCCCGUACUACUCCGGCCUUGUGUUGGGAGUGUAUGCAACUUCGAACGGAAAGCAUGGGGAGCAAGCAUUCGAGACUUACAUAUCUAACUGGCGGUACACCGGCAUCCAACAGCUAAGAAGCCAGAAGGAUGUUGAUGGUGUUGACAGAGCUCAUGCUUGA
Diaporthe citri is the source of this 1803-nucleotide messenger RNA. RefSeq lists its product as uncharacterized. Gene Ontology annotation, molecular function: hydrolase activity, hydrolyzing O-glycosyl compounds. The coding region runs from base 1 to 1803 and encodes 600 amino acids. Lineage: Eukaryota; Fungi; Ascomycota; Sordariomycetes; Diaporthales; Diaporthaceae. The transcript is spliced from 2 exons. Gene Ontology annotation, biological process: carbohydrate metabolic process. The record is from RefSeq and is a predicted model, not a curated record.